UCUUAGAACUCAUGCCACCUCAUCUGAGCUCAGGCAGUGGUCAUUCUCCGUAACCGCUGUCCCCCACAUCUAUAUCUACUCAUCUAGAUAGCUCACGCUUCCAAACCUCGACUUCAAUCCAACAAGCACAAAUAUAUACCGAACCGAAAAUAUGCCUCUCCUCGCCUCUCUCACCUCAGCCGCAGCAUGGCACGUGCUCAGCUACGGCACACUUCUGGGCUCGCAGUUCUACCAGUCCUUCAUCGGCGGCGUAGUAGCCUUCCGCGCGCUCCCCAGGCCAAUGUUCGGCCUCCUGCAGCAACGGAUCUUUCCCGUGUACUUCAGCAUGCAGAUCGCGCUCCCGCUCGCGGUGCUCCUCUCGCAUCCCACGGCCAGCUACGACAAGCUCAUGGCGACCGAGGCCGCGCUGCCAAUGCUGAUCACGUUUGCCACGUCGGCGGUGAACUUAGUGGCGGUGGGCCCGGCGACGACGGCGAUCAUGCGCGAGAGGAAGGCGCAGGAGAGUAAAGAGGGGAGAAAGUACUACGAUGAGGGCGAGAAGUCGCUGGAGAUGAAGGCGCUCAAUAAGAGGUUUGGUGUCAUGCAUGGCGUUAGCUCACUGUUGAAUUUGGCGGCGUUUGUGGCUACUGUGGCGUAUGGGUUUACGUUGGCGCAGAAGUUGGUUAUGUAGACAGACCGGAGCUGGGUGAGCGUGGGAGUGGACGGCUUGUGACAGAGAGAGAACAAAACAUCAAUUAAUUUUGCAUACAGCCUUUCGAGACUGUGGCAGUGUGAUGAACCGAAAUAA
This is a messenger RNA of Tricharina praecox, 787 nucleotides long. RefSeq lists its product as uncharacterized. The record is from RefSeq and is a predicted model, not a curated record. The transcript has 2 exons. Lineage: Eukaryota; Fungi; Ascomycota; Pezizomycetes; Pezizales; Pyronemataceae. The coding region runs from base 152 to 670 and encodes 172 amino acids.